Mustela lutreola (European mink) is the source of this 4013-nucleotide messenger RNA. RefSeq names its product urocanate hydratase 1 (gene UROC1). The coding region runs from base 65 to 2095 and encodes 676 amino acids. Gene Ontology annotation, biological process: L-histidine catabolic process. The transcript is spliced from 20 exons. The record is from RefSeq and is a predicted model, not a curated record. Lineage: Eukaryota; Metazoa; Chordata; Mammalia; Carnivora; Mustelidae. Gene Ontology annotation, molecular function: urocanate hydratase activity.
CGUGACUGUGCGGUCUCUGCCUGACUUCCCACAGAGCCGGCCUCCAUCUCAGCCUCAGCCAGACAUGUCCAGCCUCCAGACACUAUGCUCCGGCCUGCCGCUGCGGCCCCUCCCGGAGAACCGGGGCCGCUGGGCUGGGGUGUCCCACGCACCGGUCAGGACCCCUGGCCUCAGCCCCUUGGAGGAGCAGCUGGCGCUGAGGAAUGCCCUGCGCUACUUCCCCCCGGAUGUCCAGGAGCUACUGGCCCCUGAGUUUGCCCAGGAGCUGCGACUGUAUGGGCAUAUUUACAUGUACCGGUUCUGCCCUACCAUGAAAAUGAGGGCCUACCCCAUCGAGCAGUACCCCUGUCGGACGAGAGCUGCUGCGGCCAUCAUGCACAUGGUCAUGAACAACCUGGACCCUGCUGUGGCCCAGUUUCCCCAGGAGCUCGUGACCUAUGGAGGAAAUGGACAGGUGUUCAGCAACUGGGCUCAGUUUUGGCUGACGAUGUCCUACUUGUCGCAGAUGACGGAGGAGCAGACCCUGGUCAUGUAUAGUGGACACCCACUGGGUCUCUUCCCCAGCACCCCCUGGGCCCCCAGGCUGGUCAUCACUAAUGGGAUGGUCAUUCCCAACUACUCCUCCAGGACAGAAUACGAGAAGCUCUUUGCCAUGGGAGUCACAAUGUACGGCCAGAUGACAGCAGGCAGCUACUGCUACAUUGGACCCCAGGGAAUUGUCCAUGGCACAGUGCUAACCGUGUUGAAUGCUGGCCGACGGUACCUGGGUGUCAAGGACCUCACUGGGAAGGUCUUUGUCACUUCUGGGCUGGGCGGAAUGAGUGGUGCACAAGCCAAAGCCGCAGUCAUCGUGGGGUGCAUCGGUGUGAUAGCAGAGGUGGAUAAAGCCGCCCUCAUGAAACGCCACGAGCAAGGAUGGCUGAUGGAAGUGACCAGCAGCUUGGACCACUGCAUUGAAAGACUCAGGGAAGCAAGGAAAAGGAAGGAGGUGCUCAGUCUUGGUUACCAUGGCAAUGUGGUGGAUCUUUGGGAGCGCCUGGUCCACGAAUUGGACACAACAGGGGAGCUCUUGGUGGACCUGGGAUCAGACCAGACAUCCUGCCACAACCCAUUCAAUGGUGGUUACUACCCUGUGCAGCUGGGCUUCGCAGAGGCCCAGAGCCUCAUGGCCUCUGACCCUGCUGCAUUCAAGGGCCUGGUCCAGGAAAGCCUGAGGAGGCAAGUCUCAGCCAUCAACAGACUGGCCAAGGAGAACUUCUUCUUUUGGGACUAUGGCAAUGCCUUCCUCUUGGAGGCCCAAAGAGCAGGAGCUGACGUGGAGAAGAAAGAUGCCAGCAAGACGGAAUUCCGCUACCCCUCGUAUGUCCAGCACAUCAUGGGGGACAUAUUCUCCCUGGGAUUUGGGCCUUUCCGCUGGGUGUGCACGUCAGGGGACCCCCAGGACCUGGCAGUCACAGAUGAGCUGGCCACGUGCGUGCUGGAGAAGGCCAUCGCUGAUGGAGUGAACCUGGCUGUGAAGCUGCAGUAUAUGGACAACAUCCGAUGGAUCCGGGAGGCCGCCAAGCACCAGCUGGUAGUGGGGUCCCAGGCAAGGAUCCUGUACUCAGACCAGAAAGGCCGUGUGGCCAUCGCUGUGGCCUUCAACCAAGCCAUCGCCCGUGGGGAGAUCAAGGCGCCGGUGGUCCUGAGCCGAGACCACCAUGAUGUGAGUGGCACGGACAGCCCCUUUAGGGAGACCUCCAACAUUUACGAUGGCUCUGCCUUCUGCGCAGACAUGGCUGUGCAGAACUUCGCAGGAGAUGCCUUUCGCGGUGCCACCUGGGUCGCUCUUCACAAUGGCGGGGGUGUCGGCUGGGGUGAGGUGAUCAAUGGAGGGUUUGGCCUCGUGCUGGACGGGACCCAGGAGGCCGAGCAGAAGGCCAGGAUGAUGCUCAGCUGGGAUGUCUCCAACGGAGUGGCUCGGCGCUGUUGGUCCGGGAACCAGAAGGCCUACGAGAUCAUCUGCCAGACGAUGCAGGACAACAAGGGCUUAGUGGUGACGCUCCCCCAUGAGGUGGCAGACGAGUGCAUGCUGCAGCAGGCCCUGCGGCCAUGAGGGGAGCCCUAGAGUCAGCCUUGCUUCCCUCACCCCCUUGAUUCCUGUCCCCACCCCCAGAGCCAUAGCACACCUGUCACUGCACACCUUUGUCUCCCAGGUUAGCAGUUUCCCACACAAACCCUCAUGUGGCCUCACGACUCCCUGGAGGGCAUGGUAUGGGACCAUCCACCAUUUACAAAUGAGCCAGCUCAGGCCAGAAGAGAUGGGAGUGUUUGCCGCUGACCUCUGGGAACCCUGGGAGGGCAUGAAAGUCUGGUCCAGAGCCCAAUCCUCUAGCUCGCCAUAGAGUAGACUCCAGGAACUUUUGGGGGCCGUGCAUGCCACAAAUACUGGGUAUCAACCAAGUCCCUUCAAAACCCCUGCCUCUCCUCCUACCAAGGGACCAGGGUUUCCUUUGGCCAGGUUUGUAUCAGUCAUUCUGCCUCCUGUCCACCUUCCAUCCACGCAUCCAGAUAUCUUUCCAUCUGCUGGCCUGUCUUGCUGUCUGCGAUGUACUUUUUGCCCCUCAGUGCCUCCAGCCAUGGGCCCAAAGGAACAUGGUCAGGCGCUGGGUUCGAGGGUCCAUGGAGGAAGACAGGGCAAUAAAGGAUUAGGAAAGAAAGAAGCCAUGUAAGGUGUCACGAGCAGGAUGGCCAUGGGCUGGUGGGAUGGGGACAGACAGGGUCCCUAAAGGGACAGUGGUAUUUUGUGAGAAAAAGGAGAGAGGAGGGGAGCCCCCGACUGCUGCCACAGCAUGGAGUGCAAGAAAACGCAGUCCAGGGACACCUGGGUGGCUCAGUGUGUUAAGCCUCUGCCUUCAGCUCAGGUCAUGAUCCCAGGGUCCUGGGAUCAAGCUCCCCCCACCCCAACGUCGGGCUCUCAGCAGGGAACCUGCUUCCCACUCUCUUUCUGCCUGCCUCUCUGCCUACUUGUGUUCUCUCUCCCUCUCUCUGUGAAAUAAAUGAAUAAAAUCUUUAAAAAAAAAAAAAAAAGUAAAAGAAAAUGCAGCCCAGUCCCUUUAGAGGGAGUUCCACUCCGGAACCCUGUUUGCAACCAGGUGUCCUGUAGGAGCCCUGCUGGGCCUGAGGCUGUAUUCCUACACGCUGCCCCCCUCCAGAUCUCUGAUCCCUACAGCUGCUGCACCCAUACAUAGCCCAGGUUCAGAUUUAAAGCGUCCAGACAAAGGGAGUUAUGUGGCCAUGCUUUUCCAGGCCUUCCUUUUGAAGAAGGCAUCCCCCUUUUUUAAAAAAGAUUCCCCUACUUUUAGGGCUCCCUUCUGCCUAUUGCCUCAAUUCCUGGUUGCCUGCUGCCCCGUCCUCUGGGGUGCUGCAGGAUUUGGGUGUGAGUGGCUUUCCCCAUGUGACCACCUAGCUCCUUGAGCUGAGACCAAGGUAGUAGGAGGAAACAAAGUAGCAGUGGGAUGGGGGGUUGGGAGAGAGUGGGGAGAAAAACCCCCAAAGACAGCACUACCCUCUGAUGGCAGUGAGGACAUUUGUCUUAUUUGGGUCACACUGGGGGACCCAAACCAAACCCUUUGCCUUCUUCAGAACAAGCCCCUUUGGGGAGGGGACUUCUAGCUUCUUCUGCCCUUCUAAUCCAGGGCAGACCAUGGCUUCACCCUCCCAGGAGAUAGGGUUGAGGGGGCAGGGAAACUGGGAGACUGCUUCCCUGUCCUUAGCAACCAAUGAGACAUCCCCUUGAUGUACCAUGUUUCAGUAGUAGUUGUAGGUGUACAACAUAGUGAUGGGACAACACUUCCCCUUUCCUUUGUAAUUAAUCAGGAUUUAGAAAUGAAAUGCCAAGACUCUGAUAAAACUUUGAUCUGUUUAAUUUUGUUUAUUUACUGGAGAAGGAUUAUAGAGGCCAAAACUUGCCUUCUGGAAUCCCAACGUAUGGGUGUGUUUCUUUUAUAAAAUAAAAAAUUAUCCUAAAUUAA